AUGGACAGGUAUCACAAAAACAGUCGAUUUGAACCCCUCAACGGCGCUCCAUUUGCUCUCUGUCUCCGUGGCGCCUUUGGUACAUCAAACUCAUUCAUUGGGCAAGCAAAGAGUUAUGCAUCUACUCCCUUUGGAGCUGUGCGACAGAAGAUGCCCCCAUCUGGAAGCCGAUCCCUACACACAAGUCGUCCCCUGUCAGCUGCUGUGGCGAACCGGCCAUUAUCUCCCCAUCUUCCUCUAAAGAAGCCACAGCUGAGCGCUACGUUCUCCAUCUCACACCGUAUAUUUGGUGUUGCACUUGGUGCCGCCAUCAUAUCUAUUCCUCUUGCCACCAAGUUCAGCCUCAUGUUUGGUGUCUGA
Messenger RNA from Hordeum vulgare subsp. vulgare (domesticated barley), 360 nucleotides. RefSeq names its product succinate dehydrogenase subunit 3-2, mitochondrial-like. Lineage: Eukaryota; Viridiplantae; Streptophyta; Magnoliopsida; Poales; Poaceae. Gene Ontology annotation, biological process: mitochondrial electron transport, succinate to ubiquinone; tricarboxylic acid cycle. The record is from RefSeq and is a predicted model, not a curated record. Gene Ontology annotation, molecular function: electron transfer activity; succinate dehydrogenase activity. Gene Ontology annotation, cellular component: membrane. The transcript is spliced from 3 exons. The coding region runs from base 1 to 360 and encodes 119 amino acids.